Molecule: messenger RNA, 2283 nt
Organism: Perognathus longimembris pacificus (Pacific pocket mouse)
Lineage: Eukaryota; Metazoa; Chordata; Mammalia; Rodentia; Heteromyidae
Product: vomeronasal type-2 receptor 116-like
Exons: 9
Coding region: 1-2283 (760 amino acids)
Biological process (GO): G protein-coupled receptor signaling pathway
Cellular component (GO): membrane
Molecular function (GO): G protein-coupled receptor activity
Source: RefSeq, a predicted model, not a curated record
AUGGAAACCCGCCUGCUGCAGAAACCCCCACCCCACUUCAGCCAGGCCCAACUGCUGCAGAAACCCUCCCCCACUUCAGCCCUGCCUGCAGAAACCCUCACCCCACUAGCUUCAGCCAGCCCGCCUGCUGCAGAAACCCUCACCCCACUUCAGCGAGGCCUGCAUGCAGAAACCCUCACCCCACAUCAGCCAGCCCCACCUGCAGAAACCCUCACCCCACUUCAGCUCCGCCUGCUGAAUAAACACAAUAUAAGGGCUACCAUCAAGAAUACAAACAACCAAAAUAAGAGCAAGGAUGCCAGGAGAACAUUCCAUUAUCUGGAGAACUUGCAGGUGAACAUUCAUAAAGAGACAGGGUUGGAUGCUCGGGACCUGAGGAGUCAUGGAGAAGUGAUGGAUCCUUCUCUGCCCUCAGUUUCCCCAUUUGCUGUACUUUGGAGGUAUAAAUUUUCUCAGCUUAAAGGCUCUUUGGAUGAUAGCAAGAGAAAAAUCAAAUUUUUGUUUCAGAAUGCAGAUACUAAACAGAUUGAAGCUAAGGUAAACACAAGUAAUCCAUCAUCUAAUUUACCCCCUAAUUAUAUUGACACUCUUAAGAAGCAGAGGAAGAAAAUCUGGGAACCCAAAAAGCUUAACUUCAAGAACUACCAGUUUGUUUUGGCUUUAACUUUUGCUGUUGAAGAAAUCAAUAAAAACCCUGCACUUUUGCAUAACGUGACUCUAGGGUUUGAUAUCUCUAAUGUUCAAAUAGAAGCUUGGAAAGCAUUUAAAAAUCCCUUUGUUAGCUUCUUUGGGAAAUACAACAUUCCAAACUACUCCUGUAAGAGAGAGACCAAGGCUAUAGCAGUACUAACAGGACCAUCAGGAUUAACAUCUGCCAAAAUUGGGACAUUUCUGGACCUCUACAGAUUUCCACAGGUGAGAGUGGAUUCUGAGUCUGACUGUAUAACAUGGGCGAACUGUCCACGUGAUGCCUCCUUGGAUUGGUUGCCUGGGCACAUUUUUGACAUGACUAUGUCUGGAGACAGUUACAAUAUAUACAAUGCUGUAUAUGCUGUGGCCCAGGCUCUCCAUGAAAUGCUUCUUCAUCAAGCAGAAGUACAAACCAUGGGAAACAGAAAAGAGGCAGUGCCUUCUCCUGCACAAUUGCACCCUUUUCUGAAGAAUAUCCAUUUUCAUAAUCCUGCUGGAGAUCAAGUCAUUUUGGAUGAGAAAAGGAAACUGGAGGCAGAGUAUGACAUUAUGAACAUUUGGAAUUUUCCAGAAGGUCUUGAACUUAAGUUGAAAGUAGGAAAGUUUUCUCCUUGUGCUCUACAAGGUCAGCAAUUGUCUUUAUCUGAAGACAUGAUAAAGUGGGCCAUAGGAACCACAGAGCCUCCUCAGUCUGUCUGCAGUGAGAGUUGUGGUCCUGGAUUCAGGAAAUCCACUCAGGAGGGAAAGGCUGCCUGUUGCUUUGAUUGUACCCCUUGCUCAGAGGAUGGCAUUGCUAAUGAGACAGCAGUUGUUCUUGGGGUCUUUGUGAAACAUCACCACACCCCCAUUGUCAAGGCAAAUAACCAGGCUCUCAGCUACAUCCUGCUACUCUCCCUCAUCUUCUGUUUCCUUUGUUCCUUGCUCUUUAUUGGACAUCCCAACACAGUCACCUGCAUUCUACAGCAAAUGACAUUUGGAGUUGCAUUCACCGUAGCUGUUUCUACUGUCUUGGCCAAAACUGUAACUGUGGUUCUGGCCUUCAAGGUUACUUCUCCAGGGAGAAGGAUGAGGUGGCUGCUGGUGUCAGGGGCUCCUAACUUCAUCAUUCCCAUCUGCACCCUGAUCCAGAUGACUCUCUGUGGAAUCUGGCUGGGAACCUCUCCUCCAUUCAUUGACACAGAUGCACACUCUGAACAUGGCCACCUCAUCCUCCUGUGUAACAAGGGCUCCCUCACUGCCUUCUACUGUGUCUUGGGAUACCUGGGCUCCCUGGCCCUGGCCAGCUUCACUGUGGCUUUCCUGUCCAGGAACCUGCCUGACACCUUCAAUGAAGCCAAGUUCCUGACCUUCAGCAUGCUGGUGUUCUGCAGUGUGUGGUUCACCUUCCUGCCUGUCUACCACAGUGCCAAGAGCAAGGUCAUGGUGGCUGUGGAGGUCUUCUCCAUCUUGGCCUCCAGUGCAGGGCUCCUGGGCUGCAUCUUUGUCCCCAAGUGCUACAUCAUCUUGAUAAGACCAGAUAGAAAUGUUCUGCAUGGCUUCCGGGACAAAACGCAUACUCACAGAAACACUGGCUUCUUAGAGGAGAGACAUUAA